Molecule: messenger RNA, 2473 nt
Organism: Hordeum vulgare subsp. vulgare (domesticated barley)
Lineage: Eukaryota; Viridiplantae; Streptophyta; Magnoliopsida; Poales; Poaceae
Product: putative cysteine-rich receptor-like protein kinase 20
Exons: 7
Coding region: 304-2280 (658 amino acids)
Biological process (GO): protein phosphorylation
Molecular function (GO): protein kinase activity; ATP binding
Source: RefSeq, a predicted model, not a curated record
CUGUCUGUGUAAAUAAAGUCCAGUGCUUAGACUUGGACCAAAUUGGAGGUCAAAACCCCAGUCCAGUGCCAUGUUUCUCUGCCCUAUUUUGCAGGAUAUGGUGACGGUCACCAUCAGUCAUCCUGUCAAUUUUAAGAGAAAUUUCUAACUUAGACCAGUCUGGUCCCAAAGGUCAUUUUCGUAAGAACCUUCAACAUGUUUACCUCUUGUACACAAAGAGAAGAUGUUAUUUGCCACUUAUUCAUUACAGUUUCAUGAGUACUUCCACAACGCCGAUAGAUCACAGACCAUUUUCUGAAGUAAAUGAGGAGGAUGCUACGACUAUCUCUCUUAGUUCUCUUCCUCUCCUUCUCGGCUUCGUCGGAAGGUCAGGCACUCUGCAGCGACAACAAUGGCGGCAUGUACAUGCCAAACAGCACCUACAAAUCCAAUCUUAUAUCCCUCGCCAAACUACUGUUUGCCAACGCCACAGAGAAGCACUCAGCUACUGGCACGGCUGGCAUAGGACCAGACAAGGUCUAUGGUGCAGUGCUUUGUCGGGGUGAUUCUGAUGGCUCCGACUGUCAGAAGCGCCUAACAAAGGCCCUUGAUGAAGCAAUCAACAGCAAAGCUGGCAACUCUUACUCCCUCCAGAGCAACAAUGUGACCUACUACUACGACCAAUACCAGGCACAGAUAAGCUUCUCCAACCAGGACUUUCUUUCCAACUUCAGCAACAUGACCGGGUGCACCGUGAAUACUAACCUGAAUUCUGUGAGGGCCACUGUAGCCGCCGGGCGUUAUGAAGACCUUGUCACCAAGCUGAUACAUGCGCUUGCUGAUGUUGUGGUGAGCCGAGCAGAAAAAUAUGCAGUCGGCAAAGUGUGGUUUGAGGAGACAGGACAGACGGUGUAUGGGUUGGCGCAGUGCAUACGGGAUAUGCCAUAUGAGCGUUGUGCGGCAUGCCUGGAUCGCAUAAUCCCUGACAUGCAGAGUAAGAUCAUUGCUGGCCAGAUGGGGGCAGCAUUUCUUGGGUUGUGGUGCACAUUGCAUUAUGAGACGGACACACAAUUCUUUAACGAUACUAAGAUGCUGUCGCUCAAUGCGCUCCCAAGAAGUAAAACAAACUUUUUUCGAUGGAACAAUGCAGUCUUGGUUGGCGUUGGCGGUUUCCUACUAGUAAUAUCAAUUUCUUGCUUGGUUUUUCAUAUAUGGGUCAAAACACAACGACGAAGAGAACAAACAAUAUUUAAACUAGGACGGCUGUACUUGUCAAUACAAAUUGCAAUAAAUCUUUGGAGGAUGGGAGGAGCCAACCCAGAAUUUUCACUUUAUGAUUUCUCCCAGAUAAAAGAAGCUACAAGUAACUUCUCGAUUGGUAACAAACUGGGACAAGGUGGCUUUGGUCCUGUAUAUAAGGGCCGAUUAAGAAAUGGACAUAAAAUAGCAGUCAAGAGACUGGAAACAUGUUCUUUGCAAGGUUUACUGGAAUUCCGAAACGAAAUUCAACUUAUAGCAAAGGUUCAACACAAAAAUCUCGUUAAACUGCUGGGAUGCUGCACUCAAGGAGAUCGAGAAAAGAUAAUUGUAUAUGAAUACAUGGAAAACAAAAGCCUAGACUACUUCAUCUUUGAUAUCACUAAAGGAAGGGAGUUAAACUGGUCAAAACGUUUGCGCAUAGUUGAUGGGACAGCUCAAGGUCUUCUUUAUCUUCACAACUACUCACGAAUAUGCAUUGUCCAUAGGGAUUUGAAAGCAAGUAACAUUCUCUUGGAUAGUGCCAUGAAUCCAAAAAUAUCUGAUUUCGGAGUGGCCAGAAUAUUCUACUCAAAUAUGGCAGAGUCAAAUACCACCAGAAUAGUGGGCACACAUGGCUAUAUACCUCCAGAGUAUGCUUUUGAGGGGGUUUGCUCAAUCAAGACAGAUGUAUUUAGCUUUGGCGUAUUGAUUCUGGAAAUAAUAAGUGGAAAGAGGACAGCCCACUUCUAUCAAUACAAUGGGAAACUAUACAAUCUCAUUGCAUAUGCCUGGCAACUUUGGAUGGAUGGAAAAUGGCGUGAGAUGACUUAUUGUCCUCCAGGGAACGAAAAUGAAGAGAUAGAGAGGUGUGUUCAUGUGGCACUUUUAUGUGUUCAAGAAAGUGCAGAGGAUCGACCAGCUAUGGAGCGUGUUGUCACAAUGCUAAACACCAAGAACAUGAGCUUACCUCCACCUAAGCAACCGGCUUAUUUCCAUGUAAAUCCAAGUGAGCAAGAAGUUUCAUCAUGCAACAUUACUAUAAGCAUCACAUUAGAGAGAUAGCACCACAUAGUCAUCAGCGCAGAGAAAGAUGCUAGUUGCAUCAAUUAAGUUUAUUCGCCUCCAGAUGAAACUAUUUACAUUAAUAUAGUGAUGCCGAUGUGGUUGAUGUUUAUGCACAUCUAUCUGUCCUAUUUUCUCACCCAAACAUACUAUACAUUUUUUUUCAACAUGCAAACUUUAUUGAUUUCUUCUU